AUGGAACGAAGGGCACCUCAAGUUUCGGUAAACGCCACACAAAGACACACACAUUAUGCCGUCGGUGUGGUAGACGUGCAUUCCACAAUCAAAAAAAAACCUGCGCACAGUGUGGAUAUCCUUCUGCAAAAACUCGAAGUUGUAUAUAAUUGGAGUGAAAAAGGCAAGCGCAGAAAAACUACUGGUACCGGUCGAAUGAGGUAUCUAAGACAUGUUCCACGUCGCUUCAAGAACGGGUUCCGUGAAGGCACCCACGCUAAACCAGCAGCCAGCAAUUCAACUUCGCAAGUUGAUUAA
This is a messenger RNA of Ambispora leptoticha, 297 nucleotides long. Lineage: Eukaryota; Fungi; Glomeromycota; Glomeromycetes; Archaeosporales; Ambisporaceae. The record is from the annotation of a GenBank genome assembly.